Messenger RNA from Pecten maximus, 1273 nucleotides. RefSeq lists its product as uncharacterized. The record is from RefSeq and is a predicted model, not a curated record. Gene Ontology annotation, molecular function: calcium ion binding. Lineage: Eukaryota; Metazoa; Mollusca; Bivalvia; Pectinida; Pectinidae.
CGUCUGAGUCAAGUGAUGAUGCGUGUAUACUUUGAUGAUAAGCAAGGCGGAACUGUGGUUAGGGGAGCGGUAGGUUUAUAUAAGUAUACCCUCAAGCUCUGUCAGUUCUAGACUCCGGAUAGUACUCUAACUAAGAGAAAAGGUAUAAAUCAUUCCAGUUAAAAUGGCCAGAAGGAAGAUUCCAAAGGAAGUACAGGCCGUAUUUGAUCGCUAUGUUCAUGGGCCUGCCAAGCGUCUUGAUGAGUCGGAAGCACUGUCGAUGUUGCAGACGGAGUUCAGCCUCUCUUCAGAUGAAGCCCAGAUUAUGUUUGAUUCAUUUGACAAGGACAAAAAUAAAAUCAUGAGUAUAUGGGAAUUUCAACAGUUCUACGAAACGGCUGGCAACAAUGCUUCCGAAGCUGUCAAGUGUUUCCAUGACCUCGAUUCGGACGGAAGUGGAAAACUAGACCCCGAAGAGGCGAGAAAGGGUUUGGAGCGAAUGAAGACAGGAACUGGAAGGAAUUUAGAGGAAAAAGAAAUUGACUUUUUCAUGAAAACAGCAUCUGAUGAUGAUGGUAUGCUAGACAUUGCAAUGUUUGUGAGUCUUCUGCAUAGGUUGAAGCUGUACAAGUCGGCACCACCACAAAACGCCAAAUGUCACGUUUUGGGUGAGAAAUGAGUUGUAGAAAAGGUAAAAGGUAAAUACUAAGAGCAUUUAACCAGUUUUAUAAAAACAAUGCACAAGUAUUUCGUUACAAAGUGAGAUGACGCAGUAAAGUUACCAUAUCGGUAUCAAUUGACAUUUUAAAAAUGUUAUCAUCACUGAGAAAAAUGAUAUCUUCGCAUGAAACUGUAUAAAUGCCAAAACAAGUUAUUUCAUCGUAUUUUAUCAUUUAAAAUCAUUUAUUCUUUAUUUUUGUAAUUACGAUGCUGAACACAUGUCACAUAACGAUAUUUUAGAUAUGUACGAUAGCUGAUACGAGAUGGGUUUGGUUAAUUAGAUGAUUUUAAUGGGGGCACCGCAUGUAGGUUAAGGAGUGGAUCAAUUUCUCAAUUCAUGAACAUACAUUAUCUUAUUGUAUUACUAAUAUGGUGGUUACGUAUCUUUAAAACAAACGAAAUAAGUCAGAAAGUUUACCUCUGGCUCGAUGGAGGUAAUGAGGUAACUGCUAUUCUCUAUUUAUUCUAGUAUCGUACAUAUAUCAUGUUUCACAGAACAUUCUGUAUAUUACAUAUUUCAAUGCUUUUUUCGACGAUCAUAAAUUUCCAGUUGAAUAAAAAGUUUUGUUGAUGA